AUGGAUUGCAGUCAGAUUGGCGAGGAUGAAGCGUGGGCGAUUGCCGAGGCGCUCAAAGAGAACAGGAGGCUGAACAGGCUCAAUCUGGAUGAGAAUCAGCUCGGCGACGCUGGAGCGCGCGCAAUUGCUGAGACACUCAAAGUCAACACGACGCUGACAGAUCUGAAUCUGGGCCAAAAUCAGAUUGGCGAUGCUGGAGCGCGCGCGAUUGCCGAGACACUCAAAGUGAACAUGAGGUUGACUUACCUCAAUCUGUACGGCAAUCAGAUUGGCGACGCCGGAGCGCAGGCAAUUGCUGAAGCACUCAAAGUGAACACAACGCUGACUAAGCUCCUCUUGUUCUCUAAUCAGCUUAAGGAUGAUGGAGCGAGGGCGAUUGCAGAGGCACUCAAAGCAAACAAGAGGCUGUCUAUGCUCCAUCUGAACUCCAAUCAGAUUGGCGAUGGUGGAGCGAGCGCGAUUGCUGAGGCACUCAAACUGAACAGGACGCUGACCGAACUCUACUUGGGUACGAAUUACUUGACCGAGGUUGGAGUCUCUGCGCUCCGGCGAUCGGGCAAUACCACUUGCAAGCUGAAGGAGCUGGACAGCCAGUGGACUGCUGUUCGGGAAUACGCUCGGGAAUACACCGAGUCUCAACCUUCACUGAACAGCCAGCGGACUGCUGUUCGUGCUCGGAAAUACACCGAGUCUCAAACUUCAGUCACUCUUCCGACUGAAACUCUGCGAUUCCGCUCCGAGCUGGCUGUCAAAAACCUGGAGUUGGCUGCCAAAGACCAGAUGCUCGCUACCAAAGACCAGAUGCUCGCUACCAAAGACCAGAUGCUCGCUGCCAAAGAACAGAUGCUCGCUGCCAAAGAUCAGAUGAUUGCUGUCAAAGAUCAGAUGAUUGCUGCCAAAGAUCAGAUGCUUGUUGUCAAAGAGCAGGAGCUUCAACAACUGCGCUCCGAACUUGCUGUCGAGGGGUAUGAUGAUGAUUAUGAAGAUGACUAUGACGGUGAUCAUGAAUAG
Molecule: messenger RNA, 1011 nt
Organism: Capsaspora owczarzaki ATCC 30864
Lineage: Eukaryota; Filasterea; Ministeriida; Capsasporidae
Exons: 8
Coding region: 1-1011 (336 amino acids)
Molecular function (GO): protein binding
Source: RefSeq, a predicted model, not a curated record